GGAAGUUUUGAAAAACAGUUUAGCAAUUGCCUCCAUUAUGCCAGAUGAAUUUGCAUAUAGAUACAUGAAAGGUCCAGGUUACAUGGCGGUAGUAGCAGGUGAAGUUGUACACAUCAUUGAAUGUAUUCCUAAAGAAUUAAAAAUAAGAAAAACGAAUGAAUGUUAUAAUCGUUUACCAAUAAUGCAAGGAAAUGAAACCGCGUAUUUAACACCACGAACUCAUAUCGUAGUAACACAGGCAACACAGAUACCAUGUAAUUCACCACUACUACAAUACUACCGUUUGGGUAGCACAUGGUUCAAGAUGCUGCCGCAACCAGUUGAAACUCUUCCUCCUGCUGAAAUCAAACCACAUGGAAAAAUCACGUGGAAGUAUCACAAUCCACAACAUUUGGCAACCAGUGGAAUUGACACCGAAUCGGAUCUCGAGAAAAUGCGAGAUAGAAUUAUGUUUCCAAUGGAAAAUACAGCAGUGCUGAACAAAAUCGCACAGAGGGUAUCAGGAAAUGGAACACAAUAUGCCUCACCCUCAAUGUUUAAUCUAUUCGAUGAAAAUGCGUUAGAAAAGCUAGCAGAAAACGCGUGGGAAAGAACGUGGGGUCGUUUUAUUAAGUUUGGCGCAAUAAGCGCAGGAUUUAUUGGAAUUUUCAUGGUCAUCAGGAUAUGCAAACUCCUGGUGGACACAAUCAUCCAUGGAUAUACUCUUCAUUUGGUUUACGGAUGGUCCAUUCAUUUACUAGGAGCAAUUUGGGACUCCGUUACACACCUUCUUUUACACCUGGCACGAUCUCGGCGAAAUUAUACACGUGCUGAAGAUCGUGAUAUCAAACUAGCAAAAAUUCCAUCCGCGUCAGCCGAAUUGACAGAUCCAAUUUAUCCACAAUGUGAACUCACAACUGAAGAGUCAGGACAAGAAACCCUGACAAAAGACAAUUUCGUUAAAAAAAAAAAAAAAAAGAAACCCAUCACUGCGCUGCUCUCAUUACUCCAUUCUAAUUACAGAUUUUCUACGGCGGAUAUAAAAGUUCGCCCCAUUAACACUUUAAACCGCAAACUGAUCAGAUUAUAA
Diachasmimorpha longicaudata is the source of this 1069-nucleotide messenger RNA. RefSeq lists its product as uncharacterized. The transcript has a single exon. NCBI's taxonomy places the organism in Eukaryota, Metazoa, Arthropoda, Insecta, Hymenoptera, Braconidae. The record is from RefSeq and is a predicted model, not a curated record. Bases 38 to 1069 code for a protein of 343 amino acids.